CGAAGAACGACUUCCUAAACUCGGAAACUAGGGACCAUCCGAGCAGCACUGGAAUGCAGCAUUAUUCACUCAAACAAAACCAUUUAUAAUAAACCUUUUAACUGUCGUAGGCAUUUAUUUAUUGAGCAGCCUAAAUCGGGUAUAUCUAAUUUGUCGGUAAACUGUGUGACCGACGGGCUUUUUGGUGAAGCGAACAGCGCAGUCGUGCUUUCCGCCGGUAGUGGCGCUAGAGCACCAGUGAGUCUUUGCGCGCAGAGACCGAAGAAGAAGCUCCGUUUGUAGCGGCAAUGAAAGGACAGCGUGCCACUACUAAUAUAAGUGAAACAUAAGUUAAGUGUACAUUAACGAUCAUUACUACAGAAGUACGAGACGAGUUUAAUUCCAUCUACAGCCGCAAUUGUUAGGACUGCGUCGGGAAGAUGUCCUUGUUUUGUGCAAUUUCCAACGAGGUGCCGGAGCACCCGUGCGUCUCUCCGGUGUCCAACCAGGUGUUCGAGCGCCGGCUGAUCGAGAAGUACAUCGCAGAGAAUGGGACGGACCCGAUGAACGCACAGCCCUUGUCUGAGGAGCAGCUCGUAGAUAUCAAAGUGUCCCAUCCUAUUAGACCAAAGGCACCGUCCGCAACAAGCAUUCCUGCCAUUCUCAAAUCACUUCAAGAUGAGUGGGAUGCUGUUAUGCUUCACAGUUUUACUUUGCGGCAGCAGCUGCAGACAACUCGCCAGGAACUGUCACAUGCCCUCUACCAACAUGACGCCGCCUGCAGAGUCAUCGCUCGACUCACAAAGGAGGUCACUGCUGCAAGAGAAGCCCUUGCCACACUGAAACCCCAAGCUGGAUUGGUUGCCCCUCAGGCAGUCGCUGCCUCUCAGCCAGCUGCAGUAGGUGCUGGUGGAGAGCCUAUGGAGAUUAGUGAACAGGUGGGAAUGACCCCAGAGAUUAUCCAGAAGCUCCAAGACAAAGCUGCCAUCCUCACAACAGAAAGAAAGAAGAGAGGAAAAACCGUCCCAGAGGAGCUGGUUAGAGCUGAAGAUCUCAGCAAAUACCGCCAAGUGGCUUCACAUGCUGGUCUUCAUAGUGCCAGUGUUCCUGGUAUUCUGGCUCUGGAUCUGUGUCCCUCAGACACCAGCAAAGUUCUUACAGGUGGAGCUGACAAGAAUGUGGUGGUGUUUGACAAGAACGAGGAGCAGAUUGUUGCAACCCUUAAGGGUCACACCAAGAAGGUCACCUCUGUCAUUUACCAUCCAUCCCAGUCCGUGGUCUUCUCUGCAUCUCCAGACAACACCAUCCGUGUGUGGUCCGUCACCGGGGGCAACUGUGUCCAGGUGGUUCGUGCCCACGAGGGAGGUGUCACUGGACUCUCCCUUCAUGCUACUGGGGACUACCUGCUCAGCUCCUCUGAGGAUCAGUACUGGGCCUUUUCCGAUAUCCAGACUGGUAGAGUCCUCACUAAAGUUACUGACGAAAGUGCUGGCUGUGCUCUCACCUGUGCUCAGUUCCAUCCUGAUGGUCUAAUUUUCGGCACCGGUACGGCUGAUUCUCAAAUCAAGAUCUGGGAUCUGAAGGAGCGCACCAAUGUAGCCAACUUCCCGGGUCAUUCCGGUCCUGUCACCUCCAUCGCUUUCUCUGAGAAUGGUUACUACCUGGCCACAGGUGCCCAAGAUAGCUCUGUGAAACUGUGGGAUCUAAGGAAACUGAAAAACUUCAAGACCAUCACUCUGGACAACAACUAUGAGGUGAAGUCCCUUGUAUUUGACCAGAGUGGUACUUAUCUGGCUGUAGGAGGCUCUGAUAUCCGCGUCUACAUCUGCAAGCAGUGGUCUGAGGUCCUCAAUUUCACAGACCAUACAGGGCUGGUGACUGGAGUGGCCUUUGGAGAUAAUGCUCAGUUCCUGUCCUCUGCAGGAAUGGACCGUAGUCUCAAAUUUUAUAGUUUGUAGAAAUGGGGUAAAUUUAGAGUGGCUGGAAGAAGGUGAUUGAAUGAGACUGCUCUAUGUAUAAACAGUUGCUGUCUUGAACAUUGACCUGUAAUUUUAUAGAAAAAGAAGUGGAAAAAAAAAUCCCUGCUUACUUUGCUUCAUUGGUGCAUUUGUUCCAUAAAAUGGUCUGCUAUAUAAAACCACAGCAGCAUGAUUAGACUUAAUGUUUGUUGGCAGUUUGUCUAAAAUGUACAUGAUGUGAAAUGAGAUACAAAAGCCAAUUUAAUUUUAAUGUCUGACUUGCCACCAAAUAUGACUUUACUGUAGUAUUUUCUUUCUUUGUGUUUGGUGGGGGGGGGGUCUCAAGUUGAAACAACUUCUAAGCGUUUUCAGAACCUGCUAUGACUACAAUCUGUUUUGCUUGUUAAUGUAGAUCAGCUUCAUUACAGUAUCUUUAGGUUAAGAUGAAGAAAACGUGUAGUAGUGAACAGUACAGCUUAGUGGAAAAGAAAAAAAGAUUUAUGAGAUUCAUGUUCCUCUUCGCAAACUGUAUCCGCCAAUCAAAUCCCUACAAUUGUUUCCGCCUUUUUUCAUUUGUUCCGUUGAAGUUUUUUUCUUCCAAUUGUAUAUUAUACUUUUCUUGCUAUUUUCCCCUUGCAACUCUAACAUUUUACAAUAAAAUAUCUUUUCUAUUUCCA
Messenger RNA from Labrus bergylta (ballan wrasse), 2614 nucleotides. It is a transcript of the gene prpf19, whose product is annotated as pre-mRNA processing factor 19. Gene Ontology annotation, cellular component: U2-type catalytic step 1 spliceosome; cytoplasm; Prp19 complex. Lineage: Eukaryota; Metazoa; Chordata; Actinopteri; Labriformes; Labridae. Gene Ontology annotation, molecular function: protein binding; ubiquitin protein ligase activity. Gene Ontology annotation, biological process: mRNA splicing, via spliceosome; protein ubiquitination; DNA repair. The record is from RefSeq and is a predicted model, not a curated record.